AGGGAGUUGGGGCGUUGAGCGUGAAAUUCCUAAGGAUAUGAUCCCGACUGAUGCCGCUACUUUGCAAGGUGUGACGAAGGUGUGGUGGUGUGCAUGUUGUUGUGAGAGGUGUUAAAAAUGUCAGGUGAUACCACCACACUGUCAUGGAAGGUCCCCAGCCCAGGCUCUGAUGGACCCAAGAGCCCUGUGUUUGGCCUCGCUGGAGAGGGCGGACCUGUGAAGAUCCUCAAGGUGUGUUUCAGCAGUAGCAACAACCUGAAGAAUUUCAAACUUGUCAAGUGUGACAGCUCAUGGCAGAUAAGGGCCAUCAUCCAGUCUAUCCUUAUUAGUGGACGCUUGGGCCCGAACGUGCAGAAUGCAGGUUGCUUCGGCCUCAGACUCAAACACCUGAAGUCCGAGGAACUCCACUGGCUGCAUCCAGACCUCACAGUGGGGGAGGUGGAGCAGCGCUAUGAGAAACUCCAUGUGGAGGCAGAGUGGAGAUAUGACUUGAGGAUUCGCUACAUACCACUGAAUUUCUUGGAAAGGUUUAAAGAAGACAGAACCUCACUACUAUAUCUCUAUCAUCAGGUUCGGAGUGACUACAUGCAGCAGUAUGCCAGUAAAGUCAGUGACGGUAUGGCACUGCAGCUAGGCUGUUUGGAGAUCAGGAGGUUUUACAGAGACAUGAAUGCCAAAGGUCUUGAGAAGAAAUCCAAUUUUGAAUUGUUAGAGAAGGAAGUUGGUCUAGAACUUUUCUUUCCACAAAAACUGUUAGAGAGUAUGAAGCCAAAGCAGCUGAAGAAGAUGAUACAGCAGACCUUUCAGCAGUAUGGCACACUCAAAGAGGAAGAGUGCAUGUUCAAGUUCUUUAAGACCUUCGGAGAAUUCAUUAACUUCAAUGAAGAGGUGUUCCCCUGUGAAUUAGUGCAAGGCUGGAGUCUAGCAGUGGACUUGGUCAUUGGCGCAAAAGGUAUUCGCCAACGCGCACAAACAGAUUCAUCGACAGUCUGUCUGGCAGACUUUAAACAGAUCCGAAGUAUCAAGUGCAGUCCACAAGGUGAUGGCAAAGCACUGUUAGACAUUGAAAUCAAGGGAGCCAAACAGGCCCUCUCUAUCAGCGUUCCUACUGUGGCAAUGGCAGAGAACAUGGCUGAUUUGAUUGAUGGCUACUGUCGAAUGGAGAGCAAUACCGAUACAUCUCUGAUACUUAGAACAAGGGCAGAGCCUCGAAAUGCCCUUCCUGCAAUCCCCUUAGCAAAGCUGCCCGAGCCAGUAAAAGACACUGAAAGAUAUAGCAGGAACUCUGAUAUAUACUGUGAAAUUCUGGAUGAAAAACCACCACCUUCAGUGAAAUAUGGAAUCUCUAGGAAGUCCAUAGUCUUGGGACGGAUCUUAGGUUCGGGCUUCUUUGGUGAGGUUUAUGAAGGAGUCUACAAAAAAGAGAAUGGAGAGAAGGUCAGUGUGGCUGUGAAGACCUGUAAAGACUGCUCACCCGAUGUGAUGGAGAAGUUCAUGAGUGAAGCAGUUAUCAUGAAAAACUUGGACCACCCUCAUAUAGUGAGUCUGAUCGGAAUCAUUGAGGAAGACCCGGUGUGGAUCGUCAUGGAACUUUAUAAGUACGGGGAGCUUGGGGACUACUUGACCAAAAAUCAGAACAUUUUGACCAGUGUCACACUAGUGCUAUUUAGCUUGCAGAUUUGCAAAGCUCUGGUCUACUUACAGGGGAAAAACAUGGUGCACAGAGACAUUGCUGUGAGGAAUGUGCUUGUUGCUGCUCCGGAGUGUGUGAAACUUGGUGACUUUGGCCUGUCCCGAUACAUCGAGAAUGAUGAAUAUUACAAAGCCUCUGUUACCCGAUUGCCAAUCAAAUGGAUGGCCCCUGAGUCCAUCAACUUUCGUCGCUUCACAACAGCCAGCGACGUUUGGAUGUUUGCUGUCUGCAUGUGGGAGAUCAUGAGUCAUGGUCAGCAGCCCUUCUUUUGGCUGGACAACCGGGACGUGAUCAACCAGCUGGAGCAGGGAAUCCGUCUGCCCAAGCCAGACUCAUGCCCUCCUGCACUCUACUCACUCAUGACCCGCUGCUGGAGCUACGACCCCAAUGAGAGGCCCACAUUCACUGAGCUCGUCUGCAAAAUUAGUGAUGUCCACAAGAUGGAGAAGGAGCUGGAGGCAGAGAAGGAGAGAGACAGAGAGAGAACUCGUGCAGCCAGGUUGGAGCCCAAGAUCACCAUCAGCGAGCCUCCACCCAAGCCCUCAAGAAUGAACCCCGGUCGCUUCGGGAAUACCCUCAACAUUGGUCUUCACAUUCAGCUGAACGAGGCUUUAUGCGCCAGUUCUCCAGACUUGGCCAGUCCUUGUGACUAUCAGUCCCCCAUAGACUCCACCAACAACAUCAUGGUUCCCAGCAUGGCCACCCGCCGCCUCAGUUUGGGGGAAGGGGAGUUCAGUGUGGGGCCAUCCAGCAUGGAGGACGCACAGCGACUGUGGCAGGCGGAGAAGCAGCGUCUACACGAUACCCUGAACAAGCAGAAGGAGGAGAUGGUGGAGGACAAGCACUGGCUGGAGAAAGAGGAAAAGUGUCUGGACCCCAAGAUUAAUGAGAACACCACUGUUGAGUUGCCUCCAGACCCUCAGUCUAGUUACGCUGACCUGCAGAAGCCUCCUGCAAAGCCCCCAAGAAUUUCAGUGCAGCCUGCCCCCACAGCAGAGCUGGACCGUUCAGAGGACAAGGUGUACCAGUGUAUUAUGGAUCUGGUUCAGGUGGUGGUUAAGCUGAAAAAUGAUGUGAACACACUGCCAUCCACUGAGUACAUAAGCAUAGUCAAGUCUGUUGGAAUGACGCUGCGUGAUCUGAUUCACAGUGUGGAUGACAUUCUGCCAUCUCUUCAUGAGUCUGUAAGGACAGAGAUUGAAGGUACGCAGAAGCUGCUGAACAAGGACAUGGCGGAGCUGAUAAAUAAAAUGCGGCUGGCGCAGCAGAACGCCAUCACCUCUUUGAAGGAGGAGUGCAAGAAGCAAAUGCUCUCUGCUGCCCACACGCUGGCCAUGGAUGCCAAGAACCUACUGGACGCUGUGGACCAGGCACGGGUGCGCGCCAACCUUGCCCGCCCUAAGCCUGCGGAAGCUGGCGCCCUGGACGCAGACUAGAGAGGGUGCAUUGGCUCAUUGCAUUCUAACAAACCUGCUGACUUCUAAACUUGGCAUUCUAUAUCUGGAUACCUUCGAGGGCUAGUUUCCUGGAUGCUGGUUAUGCCUACUGCUGAAAUAAAUUGUGGUCUGUGGGGAUUAUUCAUUCAGUAUCCAUUUUGGUCUUGGACAAAAAUGGCCAGUCAUUUCCGCGGAGAUACAGUGUCCUAACCUCUGUAAUGAUGGAUUUAACGACCAUCUUAACAUUAGAUUUAAGUGAUAUUUUGGGGUGGGAAUUAAACUUGGGUGUAGGGAUGAUUUCUUGGCGCGGUGUUGGACUAGGCAUAUUUGAACCAGAGCUACACUAUUUCUUUAUGGUGAACUGAAACAUGAGUACAGUCUCCUUAUAUGUAGAGGUUAAGCACCUGUCGAUAGAAUCAGACCUUUGCCUUGGUUAUACCUGUCCUUUUAUUAUGACGCAGUGCAUCUGAUUUACAUUUACAUCAUCAUUUGGGAGAUUAACCACAGUGACUUACAUAUGUAUCACUAUGAGAGUACAUGUUUAGCCUGGGAUCGAAUCCAUGACCUUGGUGUUGCUAGCAUCUUGUUUUACCUGCAUUACUAAGAGGGCUGUGGAAUCUCACCUCAUCUCAUUUAAUCAUGCCAGGAUACAUUAAUAAAGUCAGAUGUAUGCAGUCUCAGGACGGAUCUUGGCCAUGAAUCCACUCUGAAAAUCCACAUAUUGAAAUGGCCUUGCAUCACUACCAGAUCUCAUCAUAGAAUUGGUAGGAGAGGUCUGUCUAUGAUUUGUGGACAUCGUUCAGUCUGCCAAGCAGCGUUCUUCAUCUACCUGUUACCACGUCCCCCACUGUUUCAUCAAUAGUUUCUGGCUCCGCUUCACUCGAUGUGUAAAAACAGGAAACAAAACCACCGCAAGUCUAACCAGAAAACAGUCAUAACAAAUAUAACAGAUAACCGUUAUAUGAAAUAAGCCUAUUUUUCCAGAGAUGGCCUUGGAAAUGCAAAAACAGGAUUUUUACCAAACUUGGCUUCAGAGCCAAAGGAAAACAUUUUUUUUUUUUUUUUUUAAACUAGUCAACAAAAAUGUCCAGCAAGCUAACAGUAAUUGUCCCAUUAACUGCAAUACGUGUGCUCAGUGGAAAAAUAAAAUAAAAUAAAAGCUUCUGUAAUACAGGCUGCAGGAAAGAAAUCUCUUCUCAGAAUUCACAUUCACAUGUUAUGUGUGGACACAUCAGUGUGACCUGAGCCAAGAUCCGAUUUUGUUUACUUAAGUCACUUUGAAAUUACAGGUGUUAUCCUGGCCAACAAUGUGAGGUUUAACUAUAUUUCACUAUCAGGAGAUUAUUGGAACUCUUUCUGGAGUAGAAUUGUUCAGGACAAGAUUUUACUGUACUUAUCCAAUUUCUACAAGAAAUAUUCAAUUAAAUGUGUACAUUAACAGAAAAUAAGAUUCACAAAAAUGUCUAAGGCUAUUAGAAAGAAACCCUUUCUGUGUUGCAUCUUAAAAAUGAAUGACAUAUUAGAAACUGAGUUUCAGACCAAAAAGUGUCAGGUUGCGGUUCAGUGCGUUUUCUCAGCAAACGGCGAACUAAAAAUGCAAUCAAAAUGUACCAUGUUGAAUGUGAUUUCUUCAGCUUAUCAAAAUAUUUUUACACUCUUAUUUUUGGAGUUUAAUCCUCUUACUGUAGCAAGUUUAUAUACCUUUUACUGAUGGAGUUAAGUUCAUUAAUAUUAUUAAUAAAAAAAAUAAUUUCAUCCUAGCAUUAGUCUGUUUCUAG
Electrophorus electricus (electric eel) is the source of this 4907-nucleotide messenger RNA. It is a transcript of the gene ptk2bb, whose product is annotated as protein tyrosine kinase 2 beta, b. NCBI's taxonomy places the organism in Eukaryota, Metazoa, Chordata, Actinopteri, Gymnotiformes, Gymnotidae. The record is from RefSeq and is a predicted model, not a curated record. Gene Ontology annotation, molecular function: protein tyrosine kinase activity; ATP binding. Gene Ontology annotation, biological process: protein phosphorylation; signal complex assembly. Gene Ontology annotation, cellular component: focal adhesion; cytoskeleton.